AUGUCCGAUUUGACAGAAGAUCGUGCUGUGGCUGAGUACGAUACUAAGGACGAUGUAACGCUGCACACAAGUGUGAGCGUAGUGUCACAUACGUAUGCGAGCACAAGUGUGGACAAUGUGGGAACGCACGUGUUGCAGCAGGAGGUUAGCAGAACAACCCUGACUAAAAGUGAGUUGGUUGUGCCUGUGGCUGGUAUAGUUGCUCAUGAGGAGGAUCCUGUAGAUACUCUGAUGAGCGAGCCCGCAAGCGAUCACGCGGUUCAAGAAAUCGUACAUGAACAAUCACAUGCCAACGCAAAUACACAGGCUGAUUCACACACUCAACCGGAUAAGCGAUCCAGUGGUGUGCAUGAGACUCUGGAGGCACACACACAACGCAGUCCUAAACGCGUACAGGACACUGUGCUGGCGGAGAAGCCUAAUGUUGGCGAGCAUACGGCUGAGAACGAUCAAGUACCCGGUAGCGUAGCACAAACCAUUGCAGCAGAUGUGAAUGUAAACACACAUAAUGAUGUACAAAUGAAUAACGCGAGUGUGCAUAACGCUAUACAUGGCAGGACUGGUGUGGCCAAAAGUGCCCAGACGGCACCUAAUGAUACAGAAAUGGGCCUGUCAGCUAUCACAACUGGGUAUACAACCGUUCACGCUGAGAAAAGACCGCAUGGCGAAGUCGAGUCAUCAACCCGCGAACCAAAUACACUACCCCCGGGAACGGAAACGGAAAAAGAACCGGAAACGGAAACGCGAAAGGGAAAGGGUGCGCUGGUAGAACCAAAGCCAACGGAUACGGCUAGGACAGAAGGCGUACAACCAACGGACGGGCGACUGUAUCGGAAGUUAAAGGAAGUGCAAGAGGCAGCUACGAGCAGAGCCCUCGCAUGCUGUUGUUGGUCGCGGAUGAAGGCGUGCUGCGCCCCCAAAGACGACGACCAGGAUGAGUUUUACGAAGAGAUAUUCGACCGCAUGCACCAGUUUCUACUACAGAGCAUGAGGGAUGAAUUCGAUCUGAUUGUGGAAGAAACGGGGGGGAAAGCCAAAUUAAACAACCUCGAGGUGUUGAUAGACGAUGCGAAGGCCAGAGAUCAAGACGCCACCACCCCGAAAGCGAAGAGGAGGCGGCAAGUGCCUGACGCAGAAACGAUCAUCCGGUCACAUAUGAUCCCAGUUAAACUGAGCCAGAUAGAAACACUGAAGAGUGAGCUGGCUGAGCUCCGCGAAGCCACAGCCAAGCAAGAGAAGGCGAUUGAGCUGGAGAAACAAACGGUUCAGGCCCUAUUCCGAGAUGUCGAGACCAAGUCCGAAUCGCUCACCAGGGUAUGCCGACCCACCCCCACGCCCAAAAGGGAGCGCAUGUAUACGUGGGUGUGGACAGGCCUACAAAAGGGCCUAAAUGCGCACAUUGAGCCGCACAUGCUGUUCCAAUGA
Sphaeroforma arctica JP610 is the source of this 1425-nucleotide messenger RNA. RefSeq lists its product as hypothetical. The record is from RefSeq and is a predicted model, not a curated record. Gene Ontology annotation, cellular component: MIS12/MIND type complex. Bases 1 to 1425 code for a protein of 474 amino acids. The transcript has 5 exons. Lineage: Eukaryota; Ichthyosporea; Ichthyophonida.